This is a messenger RNA of Aplosporella prunicola CBS 121167, 1320 nucleotides long. RefSeq lists its product as uncharacterized. Lineage: Eukaryota; Fungi; Ascomycota; Dothideomycetes; Botryosphaeriales; Aplosporellaceae. Gene Ontology annotation, biological process: RNA methylation. Gene Ontology annotation, cellular component: mitochondrion. Gene Ontology annotation, molecular function: rRNA (uridine-2'-O-ribose)-methyltransferase activity. The transcript has 3 exons. Bases 1 to 1320 code for a protein of 439 amino acids. The record is from RefSeq and is a predicted model, not a curated record.
AUGCUCUCGCUCCGCUUCAUCCGCCAGCUAGCCGACAGCGCCCUCCUCGACCGUCCUGUCAUCGCCUCCCAAUGCCGCCGCCACAGCACGCGCGCCCUAUCCGUCGCGCGCCCGCGCACCUCGUCCACGCCUAGCUCGCUCACGCUCUCGCCCUCGCCCUCGCCCUCAAUCGCGCCGCCCGCACCUCUCGCACACCUCGCCCGCUACGCCUCCUCCUCCUCCAGCACGCAAUGGACGACGCGCCAACGCAACGACCCAUUCGCACGCGAGGCGCGCGUCCGCGGGCUCAAGAGCCGCGCCGCAUUCAAGCUGCUCGCAAUGGACGGGCGGUACCGGCUGUUCCGGCGGGGCAACACGGUGGUAGACCUGGGGUACGCGCCGGGGUCGUGGUCGCAGGUGGCGGCGAACCGGACGGCGCCGGGCGGGCGCGUCGUCGGCAUCGACGUCAUCCCCGCGCAGCCGCCGCGCGGCGUCUCGACAAUCCAAGGGAACUUUUUGAGCCCCGAGGUCCAGGCUGAGGUUAGGGCUUAUGUGCAGGAUCCUGAGAGGGGCCGGCCCGUUGUUAGGCAUAGCUUGGUGCCUGGGGAGGAAGGGGAGGAGGAGGAGGAUGGUGGGGAAGAGGAUGCGGGGGAUGAGGGGCAGGGCGAGGGGCUGGAUGGUGGGAUUGCGGGCGCGCCGUUGCAGCAGCAGCAGCAGCAGCAGCAUCAUCAUCAUCACGGGUUGACGCCUGAGGAGCUGGAGACGCAGGAGCGCGGCUACAUUGACAGGGAGCGGCACGCGUCGCUGAUUGCGCAGGGCACAAGCGACAACAACAACAAUAACAACGAGACCACCGAGACGACGAGUACCGCGAGCGCCGCCGCCGCCGCCGCCGCCGCCACCACCGAGGCGCCCGAGCCCGCCAAGCCGCUGAGCCAGCGCGAGCGCGACGAGCGCGCCGGCCGCGUCGUCGACGUCGUGCUGAGUGACAUGUCCGAGCCCUGGGAGCAGACGUCUGGCUACCAUAAGAGGAGCGUUAGUGACCCCUAUCACAGGAUGAUGAAUACGAGCGGCAUCGCCUUCCGCGACCACGCGGGCAGCAUGGACCUCUGCAACGCCGCCCUCUCCUUCGCCUACGACACGCUGCGCACCAACGGGCACUUCGUGUGCAAGUUCUACCAAGGCGCCGAGGACAAGGCGCUCGAGCUGCGCUUGCGCCGGCUGUUUGAGAAGGUCAUCCGCGAGAAGCCCGAGUCGUCGCGUAGUGAGUCCAAGGAGACGUAUUUUGUUGCUCUGCGCCGCAAGGCGGACGCCGAGCGGGAGGACGUGUUUAGGGAGUGA